Molecule: messenger RNA, 2794 nt
Organism: Bombus huntii
Lineage: Eukaryota; Metazoa; Arthropoda; Insecta; Hymenoptera; Apidae
Gene: Argk1
Product: arginine kinase
Exons: 5
Coding region: 870-1994 (374 amino acids)
Biological process (GO): phosphocreatine biosynthetic process
Molecular function (GO): creatine kinase activity
Source: RefSeq, a predicted model, not a curated record
GACUGUAGUGUUCACAUCACACGCGACACGCCGAGAAUUUUUCGCAAGUUCGACGCGCGCCCAAAGUAUUAUCGUUCUAUUCCGCGACACGAUAAUUGGAUACGUUACAAAACGCACACACUUAACGUGUAUAUACAUAUUAUAUAGAAGAGCGCGAGCGCGCGACCAUCUCGACAAAACGCACACAUAUAUAAUACGUACGCACAGGACAACGCAGGAGACAGACCGUUCGAAGGACACGCGAACAGAGAGAUAAAGUACCAGCGAAAAGGAUACUUCUCUCGUAUAAAAAAGACACUAUCUACCUUCGAAGGAACAACGACCAUAUACGCACAUUCCUAACGACUGUGACUAAUUUUUAGAAGGCGUUCUUUUUGCGAGGAUUUUUCUCGCCGAACCGCGCUCUCUGAUCGUUCUCUUUCCUUCUUUCGAGACGAAAGUUUAUUCGCGAGAAGAAGAAUAUUUCGACGGAUAAUCCCGUGAAAGGGGACAACGAUCGGCAAGACACAGGACCUUUGACUCUCUGCCAGGGGUGACUACCCCCCGUCGACGCCAAGGACAACCGGAAGUGCUUCGAAGUACACGCUACAUACACAAGUAUAGCGUGUCCCGUGUAUAACACGCGUUCGUUUUCCGUCCAUCUUGCCUCGUCGAGGAAGUGUGCCGCCACCCACACCCUCUCUUGUUCCCCCCGUGAACUUCCGGUCUCGAAGAUCCUCCUACAGGACGUUGGGGAAGGAGAAACGUGGUGAAGAGGUGAAGUUCGAUUAUCGAGAGGUGAACACACGAGGUUCACCGCUCUCUGUCAGUUUCUCGCUCGCUGUCUCUCUUGCCGGGGCGUCGUCAUCGUUGUCGUCGUCGUCGUCGUCAUGGGCGGAUGUACCUCUAAGGAUACCACGUCGAACGACGACAAGAAAAAUAGCAAUAUGGUUGACCAGGCAGUUUUGGACAAACUGGAAGCUGGCUUCUCCAAAGUGGCUGGCUCUGACAGCAAAUCUCUGCUGAAGAAGUAUCUGUCCAAAGAGGUCUUCGAUCAACUGAAGACAAAGAAGACUUCCUUUGGAUCCACCCUCCUUGAUGUGAUCCAGUCUGGUGUGGAGAAUCUGGACUCUGGUGUCGGUAUCUACGCGCCUGAUGCUGAUUCUUACACAGUUUUUGCUGACCUCUUCGAUCCCAUCAUUGAAGACUACCAUGGUGGCUUCAAGAAGACUGACAAGCAUCCACCAAAAGACUUUGGAGACGUCGAUAGCCUUGGCAACCUUGACCCAGCUGGUGAGUUCAUCGUCUCCACCCGUGUAAGAUGCGGCCGUUCUCUGGAAGGCUAUCCAUUCAACCCCUGCCUGACUGAAGCUCAGUACAAAGAAAUGGAAGAGAAAGUCUCUAGCACUCUAUCUGGCUUAGAGGGUGAACUCAAGGGAACUUUCUAUCCUCUAACUGGUAUGAGCAAAGAAGUUCAGCAGAAACUGAUCGACGACCACUUCCUGUUCAAGGAGGGUGAUCGCUUCUUGCAAGCUGCCAAUGCUUGCCGCUUCUGGCCCACUGGCCGUGGUAUCUACCACAACGAUGCCAAGACCUUCUUGGUCUGGUGCAACGAGGAAGAUCAUCUCCGUAUCAUUUCCAUGCAGAUGGGCGGUGAUCUUGGACAGGUCUAUCGUCGUCUGGUGAGCGCCGUGAACGAGAUCGAAAAACGACUUCCUUUCUCCCACCACGACCGUCUUGGUUUCUUGACCUUCUGCCCUACCAACUUAGGUACUACUGUCCGUGCCUCUGUACACAUCAAACUGCCUAAAUUGGCCGCUAACAGGGAGAAGCUUGAAGAAAUUGCUGGAAAGUUCAAUCUCCAGGUCCGUGGUACUCGCGGAGAGCACACCGAGGCCGAGGGUGGUAUCUACGACAUUUCCAAUAAACGACGUCUCGGUCUGACCGAGUAUCAGGCUGUGAAGGAGAUGCACGAUGGAAUCGCCGAGCUGAUCAAGCUCGAGAAAGAACUUUAAACAGCGCGCCAGAAAAAAGCAACCACGCGAUCAUUUCCCUCUUUUAUUCGCCCUUUAGACGUUCUUGAUACAUCGAGGAUCUCCUUUCCUUCGGAAAACGAAAACGAAAUUCAAACAUCUUUAAGAAAUUUCCAUACUGUUUCCCGCAUAAACUGAAAGAAACGCGUAUAUCGAAGAGAAAGAUAAAAAUGUAUUAUAGUUUGUUCACGUUUUCAAACGUGAGGAAGGAAAUUAAAGAAUAAUAGGAGGAUAUCCUAAAAAAAGAAACAAUUUCUAAAAGACAAUGGGGCAUUUCUGGGAUUUCUGAUCCACGCUUUUUGUCACGUGGUAUAAUAAUGGUGGUAUAAUAUGGUUUUGGUCCUCGAUGUGCUAAGAUCUCUUCACGCAGCUAUAAAGCGCGUUCUUAGAGUUCCAAACGGAGACGAUGUAAGCGUCGUUCGCGAUAAAAAUUGAUUCUAUAAAACUCUAGCUAGCCUAGUCAAAAUCUAAAGAUCGAAUCUUAAAUAUCCUAAAUUUUUGAAAAAAUAUCUAGAAUUGUCGUGAACGGUGAACUUUUGCACGUCUCUACGGUCUCCACCUCCCUCUUUACACACGCGAUAUGAUUACUAUUAUUAUUAUUAAUUAAUAUUAUUACCGUUAUAUUAUUAUUAUUAUUAUUAUUAUUAUUAUAUUAUUGUCUCUUACGUUGACUCAAGUUCCUUUGUAUCAAUCCGUACGAACAAAAAGAAAAUGGAAAAGAGAAGAAAAAGCUUGUAUUAUAAGUUCUAUAUAAUACGCAUUAUAUUAUAUCUUUAACAGUA